Messenger RNA from Eruca vesicaria subsp. sativa (arugula), 923 nucleotides. NCBI's taxonomy places the organism in Eukaryota, Viridiplantae, Streptophyta, Magnoliopsida, Brassicales, Brassicaceae. The record is from the annotation of a GenBank genome assembly.
GACUAACCUUUCGGUUUAAACAAAUGUUUACUGAGAAUCCAAAGAGUGUAUCGUUUGAUACUCCUAAUCUUGUCUACUUUGAGUAUUCUGAUGCUAUUGCAGAUACCUAUCCAAAAGUGAACUUUGCUUCGCUUGUUGAAGCUAGUCUUGAUCUUCGAAUGACUCAUGAGCAGAUCUCUAAAGCUAAAUUUUCAGAGGAUGAUCUACUUAAAGAGGAAGAGGGAACUAUGGUUGGGAAUGCAACGGUUCUUCUUAUGGGAAUAUGCAAUGUUAAGAAGCUUUACUUAUCUGACAACACUCUUGAGGUUCUGGCUUUCUGCUGCAAACCAAUGCCGGUUUACAACAACCUGAUUCAUCUAACUAUUAAGACUGACCGAGAUGUAGAAUGGGAAUCAUUGACUGCACUUCUCAAGAAUUGUCAAAAUCUAGAAACCCUUGUCUUUGAGGGACUUCUCCACAGAGAUGGAAUGAGUUGUGGAAGUGGAGAGUGCCUAUGCAAACCCUGGGAGGAGGAAGACGUUCCUAGUUGCUUAUCAUCAAGUCCUGUGAAGAUCCUUGAGAUAAAGAAGUUUGGAGAUAUCGGUGAAGACGAGGACAUGGAUAAAAUGAUGGAGCAAGUUGAGUACUUCCUUGAGACUAUGCCUAAUCUUGAACAACUCAUAAUACACUAUGAGACGGAUAUUGAUGAAGAUGUGGAGGAAGUUUUAAGGCAGUUUCAGAUGGUUUCUAGAGAAGGUUUAAGCAGGUGCAAGAUUCAAGUCAUUUCUGAUAACCUCAACUUGUCAUCUACUUAAAGCAUCUCUUAAGUUCUUUUGGUUUCAUUCAUGCCUUUUUCUACCAUCUCAAAGGCAUGAGUGUGUCUCUGCUUUAUGUUUGUAGUACAGUGAAACCUCUAUAAAUUAAUAAUGUUGGGAUUACACCAA